AAAGACGACGUCAGACGGGCGUAGAAUUUUCGGUGUGCGGAUCUUGAUGCAAUUUCGAGGCAAAUCAGGUGGAAUUGUGUGAAAAAACCGUGUUCCCACUGUGGAUUACACCCCCAAGUAGACGAUUGCAGCACCGGCCUUUCGGGGUUUGCUGCCUCAGGAGUUCUAGUGUGACAACAGAGGAUUUUACAUAACAAUGACAACAGAUAUUUCCGUGGUGCGCUGGGAUCCCAGCCAGGGAACCGGUGGAGAGUACAUUGAUGAGUAUGAGUACGAUGGAGGAAAUUCUAGCUCCCGUCUUUUCGAACGAUCACGAAUUAAGGCGCUGGCAGAGGAACGUGAAACCGUGCAGAAGAAGACCUUCACGAAGUGGGUGAAUUCACACUUGGUGCGUGUGAAUUGUCGCAUUCAGGAUCUCUAUGUGGACAUGCGAGAUGGAAAGAUGUUGAUCCGUUUGCUGGAAGUGCUGUCCGGUGAGCGUUUGCCAAAGCCGACCAAGGGAAAGAUGCGAAUACACUGCUUGGAAAAUGUUGACAAGGCCCUGCAAUUUCUGCGUGAACAGCGUGUUCAUUUGGAGAAUAUUGGCUCCCAUGAUAUUGUCGAUGGAAACUCCAGUUUGAAUCUGGGUCUCAUCUGGACGAUUAUCCUGAGAUUCCAGAUUCAAGACAUUACGAUUGAAGAGGUGGACAACAAGGAGACGAAAUCCGCCAAGGAUGCUCUACUGCUGUGGUGUCAAAUGAAAACUGCCGGCUAUCAGAAUGUGAAUGUGAGGAAUUUCACCACUUCCUGGCGCGAUGGCUUGGCAUUCAAUGCAAUAAUACACAAACAUCGUCCGGAUUUGAUACAAUUUGACAAAUUGUCCAAGACCAAUCCAAUUCACAACUUGAACAAUGCCUUCAACGUAGCCGAAGACAAGUUGGGAUUGACAAAGUUGCUCGAUGCUGAGGAUGUGUUCGUUGAGCAUCCGGAUGAGAAGUCAAUAAUCACGUAUGUUGUGACGUACUAUCACUACUUCAGCAAGAUGAAGCAGGAGACGGUGCAGGGCAAGCGUAUUGGCAAAGUUGUGGGUAUUGCCAUGGACAAUGAGAAGAUGAUUAAUGACUAUGAGACAUUCACUAGUGAUCUGCUAAAGUGGAUUGAGAGCACGAUUGUCCUGCUCGGCGAUCGCACAUUUGCCAACUCACUGUUGGGUGUGCAGCAGCAAUUGGGUCAAUUUGCAAAUUAUCGCACAGUGGAGAAGCCGCCGAAGUUUGUGGAGAAGGGCAAUUUGGAGGUGCUCCUGUUCACGCUCCAGUCGAAAAUGCGGGCGCACAAUCAGAAGCCCUACACGCCCAGGGAGGGCAAAAUGAUUUCCGACAUCAAUAAGGCGUGGGAGCGCCUCGAGAAGGCGGAACACGAGCGAGAGUUGGCGCUGAGGGAGGAAUUGAUUAGGCAGGAGAAGCUUGAGCAAUUGGCGGCUCGCUUCAAUCGCAAGGCAUCGAUGAGGGAGACAUGGCUGUCGGAGAAUCAGCGUCUUGUGAGUCAGGACAACUUUGGCUUUGACUUGGCCGCCGUGGAGGCCGCUGCGAAGAAGCACGAGGCCAUUGAGACGGACAUCUUUGCGUACGAGGAGCGCGUGCAGGCCGUGGUGGCGGUGUGCGAUGAACUGGAAGCGGAGCGCUAUCAUGAUAUUGAACGCAUCAUUGCCAGAAAGGAGAAUGUGCUGAGAUUGUGGAAUUACUUGUUGGAAUUGCUGCGAGCUCGCCGAAUGCGCCUUGAAUUCUCCAUGCAGUUGCAGCAGAACUUCCAGGAGAUGCUGUAUAUUCUUGACUCAAUGGAGGAGAUCAAGCAGCGUCUGCUCACCGAUGAUUACGGCAAGCACUUGAUGGGUGUGGAGGACCUGCUGCAGAAGCACUCACUCGUGGAGGCGGACAUCAAUGUGCUGGGCGAGCGUGUGAAGGUCGUGGUGCAGAAUUCACAGCGUUUCCUCGGCGAGGAGGUCGAUGGCUACAAGCCGUGCGAUCCUGCGAUAAUCGUGGACCGAGUGCAGCAACUCGAAGAUGCCUAUGCUGAAUUAGUGCGACUGGCAGUUGAGCGUCGCUCGCGCCUUGACGAAUCCCGCCAGCUCUGGCAGUUCUACUGGGACAUGGCGGACGAGGAGAAUUGGAUCAAGGAGAAGGAGCAGAUUGUCUCGACUGGAGAUAUUGGGCAUGAUUUGACAACGAUUCACUUGCUGCUGUCGAAGCACAAGGCACUGGAAAGUGAGAUUCACUCACACGAUCCGCAGCUGAUGUCAGUGGUGUCUGUGGGUGAUGAAUUGGUGCGCCAGGGACACUUUGGUGCCGACAGAAUUAAGGAUCGUCUCAAGGAGAUCCUUGCGAUGUGGAAUCACUUGCUGGACUUAACGGCCUAUCGUCGGAAGCGUCUCGAGGACGCUGUCGACUACUUCCAGAUGUUUGCCGAUGCCGAUGAUAUUGACACAUGGAUGCUAGAUACGCUGAGAUUGGUGUCGUCUGAGGAUGUUGGGCGUGAUGAGGCGAAUGUGCAGAGUUUGCUGAAGAAGCACAAGGAUGUGGCGGAUGAGCUGAAGAAUUAUGCUGAUACUAUUGAGCAGCUGCACAAUCAAGCCAAGGCGCUGACACUGAACGAGGAGGAGCAGAAGAAUGUAUCUGAACGCUUGGCGGCGAUUGAUGCACGCUACAAGGAGCUCUUGGAGUUGUCCAAGUUGCGCAAGCAGCGUCUGCUCGAUGCACUGUCACUGUACAAACUCAUGUCUGAGGCUGAUGGUGUUGAGCAAUGGAUUGGCGAAAAGGAGAAGAUGCUGAAGACAAUGACACCGGGCAAGGAUAUUGAGGAUGUUGAGAUCAUGAAGCAUCGCUAUGAUGGCUUCGACAAGGAGAUGAAUGCUAAUGCUUCUCGCGUGGCAGUUGUCAAUCAACUCGCCAGACAAUUGCUCCACGUUGAGCAUCCGAAUUCCGAGGAAAUUCUCGCCAGGCAGAAUCAUUUGAACCAAGAGUGGUCGAAGUUGCGCGAUCAGGCCGAGUCGAAGCGUGAUCAACUGAAGAAUGCCCACGGCGUGCAGACAUUCUACAUUGAGUGCCGUGAGACAAUCUCGUGGAUUGAGGACAAGAAGAGGAUUCUCAAUGAGACGGACAAUCUGCAGAUGGACUUGACUGGUGUGAUGACACUUCAGCGUCGUCUGAGUGGCAUGGAUCGCGACUUGGCGGCCAUUCAGGCAAAACUCAAUGCUCUGGAGAGUGAAGCGGCGUCAAUUGAGAAUGAACAUCCGGAAGAGGCGGCUCUGAUUCGUGAGCGCAUUGCGCAGAUUCAACUGAUUUGGGAGCAAUUGACGCACAUGCUGAAGGAGAGAGACAGCAAACUCGAGGAGGCUGGAGAUUUGCAUCGCUUCCUGCGUGAUUUGGAUCAUUUCCAGACGUGGUUGACCAAGACACAGACAGAUGUCGCAAGUGAGGAUACGCCGACGUCACUGCCGGAGGCUGAGAAGCUGCUGAAUCAGCAUCAGAGCAUCCGCGAGGAGAUUGACAACUACACGGAGGAUUACAGCAAGAUGAUGGAAUAUGGCGAAGGAUUGACUUCUGAUCCCACACAAACGGAAGAUCCGCAGUACAUGUUCCUGCGUGAACGUCUAAAGGCUCUGAAGGACGGCUGGGAGGAGCUGCAUCAGAUGUGGGAGAAUCGUCAGGUGUUGCUGUCUCAGAGUCUCGAUCAGCAAUUGUUCAACCGUGACGCCCGUCAGGCUGAAGUGUUGCUGAGUCAGCAGGAUCACUUCCUCAGCAAGGACGACACACCGCAGAAUCUGGAGCAGGCGGAGCAUCAGCUGAAGCGUCAUGAGGCAUUCCUCACGACCAUGGAGGCCAAUGAUGACAAGAUCAACACGAUUGUUCAGGUGGCGGACACUCUGGUAGAGAAAGAGCACUAUGAUGCCGAUAAGAUUCACAAGAGGGCUGAUUUGAUCAAUCAGCGUCGUGACACGAAUCGUGAGAAGGCGGUGGAUCAGCACGAGAAGCUGAAGAAUCAGCUGAAGUUGCACGAGUUCCUGCAGGACCUGGAAGAAUUGACCGAGUGGGUGCAGGAGAAACAUAUCAUAGCCCAGGAUGAGACGUACAGAAGCACCAAGACCAUUCACUCCAAGUGGACCAGACAUCAGGCCUUCGAAGCGGAGAUUGCAGCCAACAAGGAGCGUCUGUUUGAGGCGGAGAAAGCCGCUGAGGAGCUGAUGAAAGAGAAGCCAGAGUUCCGGGAGAUCAUUGAGCCGAAACUGAAGGAUUUGAGGAAGCAAUUUGAUGAGCUGGAGACGACGACCAAGAGCAAGGGUGCUGAAUUGUUCGAUGCUAAUCGCGAGGUUCUAGUUCAACAGACAUGUGAUGACAUUGACUCCUACAUCACCGACUUGGAGAAGCAGAUAAUCAAUACAGACACUGGAAAUGACCUGACAUCCGUCAAUAUUCUCAUGCAGAAGCAACAGGUGAUUCAGACGCAGAUGGCCGUGAAGGCGCGUCAGGUGGAGGAGAUGGAUAAGCAGACGGAUUAUCUACAGAAGACAAUUCCGACGGAGCAAGUUGAGCCGUUGGUGACGAAGAAAGUCGCGGUGUCUGAGCGAUUUGAGCGCAUCAAGGCGCCAUUGUUGGAGCGUCAGAAGCAGUUGGAGAAGAAGAAGGAAGCCUACCAGUUCCGUCGUGAUGUUGAGGACGAGAAAUUGUGGAUUGAUGAGAAGCUUCCACUGGCCAAUUCCUCGGACUUUGGCUCAUCGCUCUUCAAUGUCCAUGUGCUGAAGAAGAAGAAUCAGAGCCUCGCCACGGAGAUUGACAAUCACGAGCCGCGCAUUCACACGAUCUGCAAUAAUGGGCAGAAGUUGAUUGACGAGGGCCAUGAGGAUACCGAUGAGUUCAAGGAACUCAUCAGUCAAUUGGCAGAGAAGUGGCAGGAGUUGAAAGAUGCCGUUGACACACGUCGCAGACAUCUGGAUAAUUCGGAGAAGAUUCAGCAGUACUUCUUCGACGCCGCCGAAGCGGAAUCGUGGAUGAGUGAGCAAGAGUUGUACAUGAUGGUGGAGGAUCGCGGCAAGGAUGAGAUCAGUGCGCAGAAUCUGAUGAAGAAACACGACUCGCUUGAGCAAUCGGUGGAGGAUUAUGCGGCCACGAUUCGUCAGCUGGGCGAGACUGCGCGUCAUCUGACAGCCGAACAGCAUCCUUACGGAGACGCCGUGGCACUGAAGCAGUCGCAGCUGGACAAGUUGUACGCUGGACUCAAGGAUCUGGCUGGAGAGCGUCGUGCGCGUCUGGAUGAGGCUCUGCAGCUGUUCAUGCUGAAUCGCGAGGUGGACGAUCUGGAGCAGUGGAUCGCCGAGAGAGAACUCGUGGCGGUGUCGCAGGAAUUGGGUCAGGACUACGAUCAUGUGACUCUGCUCUGGGAGCGAUUCAAGGAGUUCGCUCAGGAGACAGCCGCCGUUGGUGGCGAGCGCGUGGCCAAGGCGAAUGGCAUUGCUGAUGACUUGAUCCAUGCUGGGCACUCAGAUGCGGCUCUGAUUGCUGAGUGGAAGGACAAUUUGAAUGAGUCUUGGCAGGAUUUGUUGGAGUUGAUUGACACGCGCACUCAGAUGUUGGCCGCUUCGCGUGAGCUCCACAAGUUCUUCCACGAUUGCAAGGAUGUUCUGGGACGGAUUCUGGAGAAGCAACACGGUGUGUCUGACGAACUGGGUCGCGAUGCUGGUUCCGUGUCGGCACUGCAGAGGAAGCACAAUAACUUCAUUCAGGAUCUGAUGACGCUGUACUCGCAGGUGCAACAGAUUCAGGAGGAGUCGGCCAAGUUGCAGGCCAGCUAUGCUGGUGACAAAGCCAAGGAGAUCACAAAUAGGGAGCAUGAAGUGUUGGCCGCAUGGGCCAACUUGCAGGGCAUUUGUGAGGCGCGAAAGGGCAAAUUGGCCGACACUGGGGAUCUGUUCAAGUUCUUCAACAUGGUGCGCACGCUGAUGCUGUGGAUGGAGGACGUGGUGAGGCAGAUGAAUACGUCUGAGAAGCCAAGAGAUGUGUCCGGUGUGGAGCUGUUGAUGAACAAUCAUCAGAGCUUGAAGGCGGAAAUUGACACGCGCGAGGACAACUUUGCCGCUUGCCUGUCUCUGGGCAAGGAGCUUCUCUCCAGGAAUCACUAUGCCGCGCAGGACAUCAAGGAUCGCCUUGUUCAACUCACAAACAGUCGCAAUGCACUGCUUCAUCGCUGGGAGGAGCGCUGGGAGAAUUUGCAAUUGAUUCUGGAGGUGUACCAAUUCGCUCGUGAUGCUGCCGUUGCCGAAGCGUGGCUGAUAGCACAAGAACCGUAUCUGAUGUCCACUGAACUGGGCCACACUAUUGAUGAGGUGGAGAAUUUGAUUAAGAAGCACGAGGCAUUUGAGAAGUCAGCUGCUGCCCAAGAGGAGAGAUUUAGUGCUUUGGAGCGAUUAACUACGUUUGAGCUCAAGGAGAUGAAGCGCCGCCAGGAGGCUGCCGAAGAGGCGGAGAGACAGCGCAAGCAGGCCGAAGCUGAUGCUCGUGCUGCGCAAGAGGCCCAAGUUGAGGCCGCUCGUCAGGCUGAGGCGUCAGCCAGGGAUUCAGCCGAUGCACCAGGAUCACCGCAUUCUGGACAGCACGAAGCCGGCACAGUGCAUGAGAAUGUAAUGCAUGAUACAGGCAGUAAUCGGAAGGAUGUGAGAAGUGGCGACAAUGGUGGUCAAGAUAUACCACCGCAAGUUGUUCCCAUUGGGAUUAUGAAGAAAACCUCACCCCGGUCUCAGCAAAGACGUGGAACGCCGGGAGCGUCGCCGAGGGGAGAUCCACUGACGCCGGGCAGUGGAGGCUCCUUGAAAAUUGGCCGGAGAUCGCGCUCGAAGAGCCCGUUCCGUUCGUUCAGAUGGAAACGUGGUUCAUCGCGCACGAUCGAUGACGACGAAGAAGAUCGUCCAAGUCCAGGAGCUGAAGAUGGUGCUGUUGAAGGAAGUCUCACGAGGAAACACGAGUGGGAGAGUAACAUGAAGAAGGCGUCCAAUCGAUCAUGGGAUAAAGUUUACUGUGUGUGCCGAAACGGACGAUUGUCAUUCUACAAGGACCAAAAGUCGGUGAAAGCUGUGCCAGAGCAGACUUUCCGUGGUGAAGCGCCACUCGAGUUAACUGGCGCCAGUGUUGAUGUGGCCAGUGACUAUACAAAGAAGAAGCACGUGUUCAGAGUCAAAUUGGCGAACGGGGCGGAAUUCCUGCUGCAGGCGCACGAUGACAAUGAGAUGCAUCAGUGGGUGGCGGCUCUGAAGGCGCAAUGCGACCAGGGCGCGGGUGGCGAGAGUCGCUCUCAGACUCUGCCGGCGUCACUGCAGAAGGAUGAACAGAAGAAAAGAUCGUUCUUUACACUAAAGAAAAAUUAAAGAAAAGAAAAUUGAAAAAGCGUUCAGCAACAACGUGAAAGAUUUUUGGGAAAGAUAUAAAAUAAUUAUAUUUUAUCAUUAAUGAUUCAACAAGAUUAAGUGAAUAAUAAGUGGGGAAAAGAAUAUUAAUUGAUUAUGAGGGAUACAAACAAUUGAAAAAAUAUAAGUUUAGGAGUUUAGAGAAUAAAGAAAAAAUUAUAAAUUGUUAAAGAAACAAAAGAUGAAACUAUCCUAAUAGGAAAAGAGAUCCCAAGUAUAUUUACACCAGAUUUUUCCAUAUUGUUAUUUUAUCUAAACUUUGCUCUAGUAUUUCUUUAAUCGAAAGAAAUAUUUAGCUUCAGAAGUCCCCGAUUAUUUUUCUUUAAUUUGUCUCUGAUUGUCCUCGAAAAAAAAACACGAGCAUGUUAGUAAAUUUCCAUUCAAUGUAAUUGUGGGUAAUCUUUUAGGAUGGUAAGAAAUUAAUUACUAAUAUUUUUGUAGAAUUUUAAAUUGAAUGUUAAGGAAAGAAGAUUGAGCAUUAAAAAAAGUGUAAUUUGUAUGGAGAUAAAAUGCUUCUUUUCAAUGGGUUUUUCGCACCAUUGAAAAACUCCAUUGAGAAGAGUGUAAAAUUAAGAUGAAAAAAAGCAUCACAAGAAAAAUGUCAAGCUUUUCCAAGAAAAAUCCAAUGAACUCCUUUUUAUUGAAUGUUUGCUAAUGAAACAAAUACUGUUUGAAACUUUUCACGAUAUUUUUGAGAAACUUGCUAUAAGAGUGAAUUUGCUGAGAAAAUACUUGAUUUUGUCCUUUUUAUUUGCAACAAUAAAAGAAAGCAAGUGAAAUUGUGUGUUCGAAAUAUUAAUGAAAAAUGUCUAUAAAAUUAAAUUAUUUAGUAAGUGAAGAAAAACAGCUAUUAUAAAUGAUAAUUUAUAUAUUUUUAUUCUCCCCUCAAAAUAUUUUAAUAUAUUAUCCUGACUAGAUUAAUAAAAAGUUUUAUCCAUGAUAGAGAAAGAAAAAAAAAUAAUUGCAAUUUUCGCUAGAGCAAAAACAUCCCAUUGAAGGUUUGAGAAAACAAAAAUAUAAAAUAUGCUUUGAAAAAGUAACUAAAAGCUAUUCUAUACACUUCGAGAAGGAAGAAAUCUAGUUCGUAAGAAAGAUUAAGAGAAGAAAAAACGUCAUCCUACUGUGUAUUAUCAUUAUUAUAAAUUAAUUAUAAAACUGCCAGCUUCUUUGAAGAUGUUCGUCAAUGAGAGUAAGCUUAGCAUUGUGGGCAGAAAAGAAAAAAAAGAGAAGAUGAUGGCAUGAAACGGUUGGUAAAAUUCACGAGAAUGUAUUUUAAUUGCAAAAAGUCGUUUAGUACAAAAGAAAUUUUAAAAUGAAAAAAAUGGAAUCAUAAUGAGAGAGUUAUUUAGUAAUUCUAGGCCUGCCUUUCUAUGAUUUCUCACCCAAGUCGAUGAUCAACGCGCAUUUACUUUCGCCCCUUCCAAUUUCUCAAUUUCUCACUGAAAAAGUCACUGGAAGAAAUUGACGAUGAGCAGCGAAGAGGACAAAAAUUUGUAUGAAAAAUAUUGCCGAAAGGGAGAGAAAACAAAUCCAAGCAGAUGUUCAUUGAAUCCCAUGAAUGUGUAACUGGAAAAUAGCAAGAGUUGUCACACUGAUUUGUCUCUGAACAAGAAUAUUAUACAUUAUAUUAAAGCUUCUUAUAAAAUUA
This is a messenger RNA of Phlebotomus argentipes, 9074 nucleotides long. RefSeq names its product spectrin beta chain (gene beta-Spec). Gene Ontology annotation, molecular function: structural constituent of cytoskeleton; actin filament binding; phospholipid binding. The transcript has 12 exons. Gene Ontology annotation, cellular component: spectrin; cortical actin cytoskeleton; cell projection. Bases 197 to 7387 code for a protein of 2396 amino acids. The record is from RefSeq and is a predicted model, not a curated record. NCBI's taxonomy places the organism in Eukaryota, Metazoa, Arthropoda, Insecta, Diptera, Psychodidae. Gene Ontology annotation, biological process: neuron development; actin cytoskeleton organization.